Messenger RNA from Dermatophagoides farinae (American house dust mite), 1530 nucleotides. Its product is annotated as elongation factor Tu-like. NCBI's taxonomy places the organism in Eukaryota, Metazoa, Arthropoda, Arachnida, Sarcoptiformes, Pyroglyphidae. The record is from RefSeq and is a predicted model, not a curated record. Gene Ontology annotation, biological process: mitochondrial translational elongation. Gene Ontology annotation, cellular component: mitochondrion. Gene Ontology annotation, molecular function: GTP binding; GTPase activity; translation elongation factor activity.
GACAUUGUUCAUAAAUUUCGUAACCAAAUUUAUCAUGUGGAUGAUUUAUUGAAAGCAAAACUUUUAUUUGAAAAAAAUCCAUAAAAAAUAAAACAUGUUAUUACUUUUACGUUCAUCAAACCCGUUCAUUUCGUUGAAUCUAAAAUGGCCCAUGACAGCAUCGACUUUAAUCAAAAAACGAACUUUUGCACGGCAGAAAACGGCAGAAAAAUCACCAAAACAAAACAAAACAGCUGAUGCAAUGAAAAAUCGUGAACAUAUAAAUAUAGGAACAAUUGGACAUGUUGAUCAUGGAAAAACAACAUUGACAUCGGCAUUGACCAAACUAUCAGCUAUGAAUGGUUAUUCAAAAUUUCGUGAUUUUGAUUCAAUCGAUAAAGCUCCAGAAGAACAGCUUCGUGGUGUUACCAUCAAUGCAAGUCAUGUGGAAUAUUUUACACGCGAUCGUCAUUAUGCACAUACCGAUUGUCCUGGUCAUCAAGAUUAUGUUAAAAAUAUGAUAUGUGGUACAUCACAAAUGGAUGGUGCAAUUCUAGUGGUCGCUGCAUCCGAAGGUCCAAUGCCACAAACACGUGAACAUCUAAUGCUUAGUAAACAGAUUGGUGUUGAAAAAAUUGUUGUAUAUGCAAAUAAAUGUGAUCUUAUCGAUAAUGAAAUACGAGAACUGGUCGAAAUCGAAGUACGUGAUCUAUUGAAUGAAAUUGGUUUUGAUGGUGAUCAAAGUCCAUUUAUAUUUGGUUCAGCAUUAAAAGCAUUGAGUGAACAAGAAUCAAGUGAAUUAGGUGGUCGAUCAAUUCAAACGUUAUUGGAUACAUUAGAUACUUAUAUUGAAGCACCGAAACGUGAUAUUGAUUCACCAUUUUCAAUGUCAAUUGAAUCAUCAAUGUCUAUUCAAGGUCGUGGAACGGUUGUUAUCGGCACUGUAUUAACUGGUUCAUUACAAAAAGGUGAUCAAGCUGAAAUUCUUGGUUGGAGUAAACAAUAUAAAACUGUUGUUAGUGAUAUUCAUAUGUUUGGUCGGCCAUAUCCUCAAUGCCAAGCUGGUGAUCAUGUUGGCCUAUUAUGUCGUGGUAUAAAACAAUCACAAUUAGAACGUGGUAUGCUUAUUGCAAAACCAUAUACGGUAACAUUGGAAAAUCGUUUUGUUGCUGAUAUAUAUCUACGAUCACAUGAAGAAGGUGGACGCUCAAAACCGAUAACAAAUAAAUUUAUACAACAAAUAUUCUCACAAACAUGGUCUGGUGGUGCCCGAUUAGAUAUACCUGAAGAAUAUGGUGGUAUAUUAAUGCCCGGUGAUCAUGGCCGAUGUCAUGUAACAUUACAAUAUGGAAUGCCAUUGAAAUUGGGACAAAAAUUUACGAUACGUGAACAUACGAAUACCAUAGCAUCGGGUAUAAUAGUGGACAUAUUACCAAGAUUAUCACAUGAUUUAGUUAAAAAUCUGGGAACAUUAAUAUUACCAUCAUAUGAUAAUGAUAAUAAAUCGUCCAACAAAAAAUUAAAAUAAACUAGAGUAAUUAAAUUUUGAAA